Messenger RNA from Cooperia oncophora, 1800 nucleotides. NCBI's taxonomy places the organism in Eukaryota, Metazoa, Nematoda, Chromadorea, Rhabditida, Trichostrongylidae. The record is from the annotation of a GenBank genome assembly.
AUGUCCGGUAAUGACACACAGAAAAUCGCAGACGCUGUAAGUACAUCCGGAGAAGGAGCCACAGCCAGUGCGGCUGACGACAAUGUCAAAAAGACGGAAAAUCCAUGGGCGUCUCCACGCCAGGACUAUCAUAAAGUCAUCCGUCGUCCUAUGGAUAUGAAGACCAUUCAGAAGCGUUUGCAGAAUAUCUACUACUAUUCAGCAAAGGAAUGCAUGGAGGAUAUAAUGACAAUGUUCAACAACUGCUACACUUUCAACCCUCCUCACAGUGAGAUCGUUUCGAUGGGUCGCGAACUCGAACAACUCUUCUUGGCCAAGAUUGCUGAUAUGCCUUCUGAUGAAGUCGAAAUCGCACGACCUUCUUCGAAACGUGGUCCGAAAACUCUUCGCAAGGGCCCAUCUCCAGCUCCUGCCGGUGGACGGAAGUCAGCGUCUUUCGUUCGAGCGUCAAGAGAGUCGUCAAUACAACGAGGUGCUGCUGAUAGCUCUUCUGUGCUCGGUGAUUCCGAUGUCCCAAAUGUUGUAGAAGAGUCGUCAAGUGGGACCAGCAUGGAUGUUCCGAUAAGCUCCUCAACACUCCACCCUCUUAAGGUGCAGAAAGGGGUGAAGAGGAAAGCAGACACCACGACUGGUGUUCUUAUUGAAGAAGAUUCUGGCAAGACAGAAGACAGUAAUUCUCAGGUUCCUCGUCGUGAGUCUGCUCGUCCAGUGAAGAAACCGGCACAUUUCAUCGAUUAUACACAACUACCUCCUAGGUAUAAAGGCAAAGCUUCAGAAUCAAUGAAGUUCUGCCACAAGGUGUUACAUGAAUUAAUGGGCAAGAAGUGCAAAGUUUGUUCUAAUUGUUUUACAUAUAAUCCUGCCACAGAUGUCAUUCACCAGCAUGGAAGAGCUCUUUUGCGAGCUUUUGAGGAAAGGUGGUCACAGUUGCCGGCAGAUGAAGAUGUAGCUGAUACGAAUGUUGUGGCUACUUCAUGCGAUAUGGACGAGGACGACCAACUUGCCUUCUACCUCGAUCAUUUGAAUUCACAACGAAAGAAGCUACAAGAACGUCUUGACCAAAUUGGGCAGCAAACUACUGAACUUGCUGAGCUGCAGUUGAAGAGGAAGGAGGCUAAGCAAGGAGACGGAACGGUACCAACUGUACCUCCUGCUCUGGUGACUUCUGUCCAGCAGACCCUCGCAAGGAAGCUUCUGAAGCGUCCACCAUCUCAUGCAAUUAACGAGCCAGCCAAGUUAUAUUGCGGUCGAGGGCGUAGACCUGGUUCGAAGAACAAGCCGAAAGCGGAGAGUUCAGCGAAUGGAAAGCCAUGGAAGGAUGAUUAUGAGUUUGAUUCAAGCGAUGAAGCAUCUCAUGAGCCAAUGUCUUACGAUGAAAAGCGGCAACUCAGCCUUGAUAUCAACAAACUUCCUGGUGAUAAACUCAGCAUGGUCGUCAGUAUUAUUGAAAGUCGAGAGGACCUGUCGGAUAUCAGUCCAGAGGAAAUUGAGAUAGAUUUUGAAACUCUCAAAGCUGUUACCCUUCGUGACCUCGAAGCCUUUGUUGCUGCCGCUCUGAAACGGAAACCGCGAAAGACAGUUAAAAGCGAUAACGAGACGCGUAAACGUGAAAUCGAGGAUAAGAUAAAGAAGCUUGGUGGAACAGUUUCGGCGCAGCAGUCGAAUAAGAACGCAGCAUCCACCGCAGAUGCUUCCCGACAUGUGGUUAGUCGUGCCCGCUCAUCAUCUGAAUCCUCAUCUGGUAGUUCUGGAUCGUCGUCAUCGUCAAGCAGUGACUCGUCCGAUUCAGAAUCAGGUUAG